Molecule: messenger RNA, 4274 nt
Organism: Sebastes umbrosus (honeycomb rockfish)
Lineage: Eukaryota; Metazoa; Chordata; Actinopteri; Perciformes; Sebastidae
Gene: tnxba
Product: tenascin XBa
Exons: 15
Coding region: 250-3912 (1220 amino acids)
Molecular function (GO): protein binding
Source: RefSeq, a predicted model, not a curated record
CUUUCUCUCACCUCUUCCCUCCCUGAUCAUAUCCAGCAAGUCUGUGUGAGCUUUUCCACUCAGAUGGAGGGAGCAACACAAAGAGAGAGAUAAAGCCAAGAACUAAGUCAUUAUUCUGGAAAGACCUGGCAUAUUACCCUUUACAAGUGGCCACAGAAAUAUAGAGGAAGGAGUUCAUAAUUUUACAGUAACAUACAUACAGAUCCACCAAAGGCAAUACCAUCUCUGGCUAUUGCUGCUGGCUCAAAAAUGCUGUUUACUCUAGGACUUCUCCUCCUUCUCACCCCAUUACCCUCCAUUCAAUCCCCAACCAAUGAGAGGAGAAACUCCACAGGAAGCGACGCGACCAGACCCAAUGCCGUUUUCACCCCGUCAAAACCAAAAACCACUGCUACUCUCGCCAAACAGACCGUUCGCCCAACCCUAAAGUCAAACACAGUCAAUCAGACAGUUUCAUCCGCUCUAGCCGCAGCAGCAGUAAAGGCCUCUACAGUCAAUGAAGUGAAGGCUACCAAAGACAAGCCUGCCCCCACUGGAGCUCCAAAUGUUCAGUCUGCUUCAGCCAGCGGUGCUAAAACCACCAAAGACAAACUCCAACCUUCAGCCAAUCAGACUGUUUCAAUGAAAUCUCCUUCAACCAGUGAUGGGAAGACUGCCAAAGACAAGCCUGCCCCCACUGGAGUUCAAAAUGUUCAGUCAACAGCCCCAAAGUCUGUCCCCGCCAGUGGUGCUAAAACCACCAAAAACAAGCCCACAGCCUCCGUCAAUCAGACUGUUGUAGCAAAAUCACCCUCCACCAAAGACAAGCUUGCCCCCACGGUAGUUCAAACUGCUCUGUCAACACCAGCAAAGGCCGCUGUAAUCAAAGCUCCCGUCGCCACCACCACCAAAGAAAAGCAUGCCCCUGCACAGCCAAUCAAGGUAGUCAUCAGUGAUGGCUGCGACUCGAGCAACGGCAAGGAGCAGGAGUUGAAGCUGAAGCCUGGCGCUCCUCUGGUGAUGACACAUAAGAUCAGCUUGCUGCCUGGUGGCUGCGGCGGGGGAUGUGAGGCCGAGAUGUCGGCACUGAAAGGACGCGUGGCCCGACUGGAAAGAGAGAUGACCUCCUUUAAAGACAAAUGUCCAUGUUCUGCAAAUUGUCCAAAGGACUGUAGUGGCAAUGGGGAAUGUGAGAAGGGAAAAUGUAUCUGCCAACAGGGAUUCAUGGGUCCAGACUGCAGUAAGUGUGCACAAGGAGCCGAGUGUAAUAAAAAAGCCGCCAAAGGAAAGGUCAAGGUAACUGUGGAAACAGUGACCCUGCUAGUGAACAAAGACAAGGAAAGCAUGCAGGAGAAAACCACCAAAGUAGAACAAACACUCUUCCAGAAGAGGGAACAGAAGAAGGGGUCUGAAGCCAAAGAGACUGACACUAGACCCAAAGUGGCUACUAAUGCUAAAGCAGGUCUUGUUAAGACACAAGCAAAACAAGAAGCCUCCGUUAAGAAAAUAACUAUUUCAAGUGCCACAAAGACCAAUCGCCCAACUGUUGGUCAAGCUCUGUUGAAACAUGAGGGAAGAAAGCAGGAAGAGGCCCGCAAAGGCAAAACAACAGUCCUGACCUCUAAAAGGGUCCUCCAAAAAACUGACCUCAAGCUUGUUAAGGAAGGAACUGCCGGUAGAACACAUCCUAAAUCUGACCAACUGAAAGACGAACCUCAAACCAAUGUAACCCAGAGUAAUGUGAAGAAAUCUAAUGGCACGGCUAAAAUUGUGACCAUUCUGACCAAGGUCGUGGGAACAAACAAAACCAGAACAGGGAAGGAGACCAUGGAGCAAUCCACACUGGCCAAGAAAAUCAAAGUAGACACAACAAAUGUGCAAUCUGUUGACAACAGACAAACCGAUGCUGGCAAAAUUGGAAAAGAGAAGGUUACACAAAGGAGUCAGUAUCUAGUGAAUUCAACCGUUGCAGCGACGUCAGGCGAGGCUCGAGUUCUGCAGGAUAAAACAACCACCCAUGGCUCUGGGAGCUCGAAGAGGAUGGGAGGAUCUGGAUUAGGUUCCGUAAAGGUUGUGAACAUCUCCUCCUACAGCUUCACUGUCACGUGGUCAGCACCACAAGGGAUGUUCAAGAACUUCACGGUGAUCAGAAGAGAGCCACAGACAGAAGGUGGCGAAGACGACCACGAGGAGUUUGAAGAGGAAGUUCUUGAAGGAGACAAGGCCUCCACAACUAAGAACACAACUGAAGUCCAGGUUCUGAGUGAGAGCACCAACACAACUGUCGCCUCCGGUAAAGCUGUUCUAUCGAGAGGCAAAGCUGAAACAAAGAGGAUCUCUAUGGUGGUCCCUGGCAGCGUUCGCUCUGUUGAGUUCAGUAACCUUCGGGCAAGCACAGGCUACGUCCUGCAUGUGUAUGGCACUGUAGCUGAGAGGAAAUCAAAGAUUCAUAGAGCAACUGCAAUUACAGGUCCUGAACCAGCCACAGAGAUGGUUUUCAGCAAUGUAACAGAGUCUUCUCUCACUGUUUCCUGGUCCAAACCAAAGACCACAUUCUUCAGCUUCAGGGUCACGUACACCAACAUCGUCACAGGGGAAAGCCGCUUUGUGACCGUGGAGUCUCAGCACUCUUAUGUGGUUCUGUCCAAGCUGUCUGCUGGAUCCUCCUACAUUAUCACUGUAACUACUACACAAGGCCGAGCCCAGAGUGAUGCUCUCACAUCCCUUAUCACCACAGUGCCCGCUCCUCCAACACAUCUGCAAGUUGUCAAUGUGACAGAUACAAGAGCUGUGCUGCAAUGGACCCCCAGUCUGGGGAAAGUAGACCGCUUCAUCGUCAGCUAUGAGUCCUCCAAGACUCCUAAUGUGACAGUGACAGUGAUGCUGUCUGGAAACUCAGUGGAGCACCAGCUGAGAGGCCUGCAGAGAGGCACCCUGUACACAGUCAAAGUCCUGAGCCAGAAGGAUAGUCUGCAGAGCAUGGCCAUCUCGACUACAUUUACUACUGCUAACGUGGUUAAAGCCAAUGAAGUGGGUGCCCGCUCUGCAGUGAUAGCAUGGAGAACUACCACUGUUGUUUAUUACAGCUACAGACUGAUCUACCAGGUGGCAGGAGAGGAGACAAAGGAGGUGAUCCUGGACCAAUCCGUCACAGAGUACAAGCUGACAGGGCUGCUGCCAAUGUCACGUUAUAUUGUUCUGGUACAAGGCGAGAGAGACGGACACUACACAUCUGUUGUCACCACAGAAUUCAUCACAGGCAAACUGCGUUUCCCUUACCCUACCGAAUGCUCUCAGGAGCUGCUGAACGGAGCUCUGCAGUCAGGAGAGGUGGACAUCUACCCGCAAGGAAAAGAUGGAGGUGCGGUCAGAGUCUACUGUGACAUGGAGACUGAUGGAGGCGGCUGGACGAUGAUCCAGAGGAGGAUGAAUGGAAAGACAGAUUUCUACAGAACCUGGAGUGAAUACAGCGCCGGCUUUGGAAACCUCAGCGAAGAAUUCUGGCUCGGAAAUGAGCUCCUUCACAACCUGACCAGUGUCGGCCCUGUGAGUCUGAGAGUGGAUAUGCGAUCUGGAAAUGACACCGCUUACGCUCACUACACCAACUUCUCCAUUGAUUCAGUAGAGAGGCACUACACUCUUACAGUGUCUGGCUUCACUGGAACUGCAGGUGACUCUAUGAGGUACCAUAAUGGACGUCCAUUCUCAGCCCGGGACAAGGACCCUGAUCCUCUGGGGAUCCACUGUGCCAGGGCCUACAUGGGAGGCUGGUGGUACAAGAACUGCUACAAGACCAAUCUCAACGGUCUUUACGGCAUCAACAGUAAUAAUCAGGGAAUUGUCUGGAUAGACUGGAAAGGUAAAGACUCCUCAAUUCCCUUCACUGAGAUGAAGUUCAGACCGUCCAGGUUCUCUCCUGCAACUCACGGCUAAGAUUACUUCAUACAUCUGACAGAGAAUUAAAAGCUCCAGAAAUCCAGAAGACAGCGGAUCUCACAGUUGCUGCAUGUCACUUUCCAACUGAAAUUGCAUGUACAGUGGUUUUGAUAGCUACAACGACAGCUAUCAGUACAUUUGAUUCAAUGUGCAAAAUUUUUUUCUGAUCUGUUUUUUUUUUUCUGGAAAUAUACCAGGAGUGGAGAAAUGUUUUAUUGCAACUUUAUGUAUCCUGUUCUACUGUCGUCCAUUUCAACACGGUUUAUCCUUUCUUGUGCACCACCAUGGUACGCCACCCCACUACUACUGUAAUUGAAUAUGCACUGUCUCACUCCAUUGGAAUAAAUGUGGCUAAUGUG